AUAAUAUACCAUCAUCGUUUGUAUGCGGUCUAGUUUUGCGUUGUGUGAAGUUGCAACACGGCAAUGUUAUUGUUAAGUCAUUGUCAGUUGAUGAAAUUGCAAGGCCAUACAGUAUUUGCACUUAACAUCUGAUCCAUUAACUGGUUGUGUCAUGACGGACGUGAAAGAAGAAAAAGAUGACAAAAUCCAGUAUGGUGGCUGUGAAGGCCCAAAUGCUAUGUAUGUGAAGCUGGUAUCCUCGGAUGGGCAUGAGUUCAUAGUGAAACGGGAGCACGCACUGACAUCGGGAACCAUCAAGGCAAUGCUGAGUGGACCAGGCCAGUUUGCUGAAAAUGAAACGAAUGAGGUCAACUUUAGGGAAAUUCCGUCUCACGUCCUACAGAAGGUGUGCCAGUAUUUCACGUACAAGGUGCGGUACACUAACAGUUCCACGGAGAUACCGGAGUUUCCGAUAGCACCCGAGAUCGUCCUGGAGCUGCUGAUGGCUGCAAACUUCCUCGACUGUUGAGAGAGAGAGAGAGCGUGUAAUCUCAUUAGCCGACUACGACGCAAAACACGACACCAGCUAAUGACAUCAGCACCCUUAAAUAAUUAUAUUGUUCAUAAUUUGUAAAUGUGAGAAUUUGGAUGGCAUUGAGCAGAACAUAAUCGUUACUGACCGUGUUGCCUGUCUAGUUCCUGUUACUAGAAAUGAAUAGGGAAACUUCAGAGAAUGAAAGAAUGAGAACGGGGUGAAUGAGAGCCAGACACAGAGAGAAA
This is a messenger RNA of Priapulus caudatus, 759 nucleotides long. Its product is annotated as transcription elongation factor B polypeptide 1. The transcript has 3 exons. Gene Ontology annotation, molecular function: protein-macromolecule adaptor activity. Gene Ontology annotation, cellular component: elongin complex. Bases 152 to 508 code for a protein of 118 amino acids. Lineage: Eukaryota; Metazoa; Priapulida; Priapulimorpha; Priapulimorphida; Priapulidae. The record is from RefSeq and is a predicted model, not a curated record. Gene Ontology annotation, biological process: ubiquitin-dependent protein catabolic process.